This is a messenger RNA of Cydia strobilella, 1674 nucleotides long. Its product is annotated as peroxisome biogenesis factor 10-like. Gene Ontology annotation, cellular component: peroxisomal membrane. Gene Ontology annotation, molecular function: zinc ion binding. The record is from RefSeq and is a predicted model, not a curated record. The transcript has a single exon. Gene Ontology annotation, biological process: protein import into peroxisome matrix. Bases 129 to 941 code for a protein of 270 amino acids. Lineage: Eukaryota; Metazoa; Arthropoda; Insecta; Lepidoptera; Tortricidae.
GAACACGAUUGAUGUGAAUGACAUGUCAAAAAAGUAAAUAGAUAACAAUAAAAAAUGAACGAGUAGGAUGUUGUUUAAUAGGAAAAUACUUAUACUUGUUGAUUGGAACUGUUGAAAAGUGCAAAACAAUGGCUUUGCCGGCUGCCCAACCAGCGGAGGUUCUGAGAGCGUGGCAGAAAGACGACCACUAUGAGAAGCAACUUGCGGGAUCUAUGGCUAGGCUUAUGCCUUCAAAUCAUGCAUCUAAAGCCGUUCCCAUAUCUUCCCUGCUUUAUAAAUCGUUCACUACGCUAAACGACUUGCAGACUCUCGGCGAAGAAUACUCCGGAAUCGUUCAAGUGGACGAAACGUACCAUAAACUCCCAACAUUCGGCAAUAGACUUCUCAGUAUCUUAUUAUCAGCCUUUGGUGAAAAUUUGACAAGAAAGGUACUUCGUUACGCUGAAACUGCCGUUGAACAAAAUGCUACGUUAAAGCCUGCGGUCCAAAACUCGUUAGUAGUGUUGUUUAAGGCUGUGGCUAAUAUGUUGCCGCAGUUUGAAAGCAUACACAGAGCUCUGUGUUAUAUUAGCGGUGGGCCUAUACAGCUUGGGAAGACCGCUUCAGGGAUUGAUUACGUGCAAGUUAGGCCAGCCGCUGCAGCAUACUAUGCUCAUUUAAGGUUAUUAGGUAUGGUAACACUGCUGCAUGCUUUCGUUUCUUGUGGUCAGAGCAUUUAUCAGGCUAAGAGACACAUGGACCAAAUGAGAGAGUUUCCUAAUGAAGUUGAUAGUAACAAAUCCUGUGUAGCAUGCUUGGAAGAGAUAGUUCAGCCUUGUGUGCUGCCUUGCGGACAUAUCUUUUGUAUGGAGUGCAGUUAUGGAGCGUUGGAAACAUGCGCAUUAUGUCGCACACCAUUUUUGAAGAAUAGUGUUGUGCCUCUUAUGAACUAUUCUCCAUGACGUAAAUGUUUUUAGAACUUGUAUAGAGUAUGUGUGGAAAGAGAAGUUGUGAAACGUAUGUGAUCCAAUACAUUCUAUGAACCUUUCUGCACAUACUCUAACCAAAGGUAAAGCAAGGGCAAAUGUGACAAUAGUACAUUGUGAUACAAGUGUGCUACAUUGGUCAUUACAUUCGAGGCGAUAUAGCGAGCGCGCAAUAAGAAAGCCGAUGUGUGUAAUGACCAAUGCACAUGCGUUUCAUAUGAUGUUUUUCAACACACUUGCGAGGAAAAAAAGGAAACUUACAUAUUAUUCGAAUAUUUAUUGUUAAAACAGUAAAAGUCUUGCAUCUGUCAUACUGCCUGCAGACUCCUCUCGCCUGCCGCAGGUGGGCCGGCCGGGCUCCGGCAGGCGGUCGGCCAGGCACCGGCGCCCGCCAGUCCGUGUUGUAAAAUCUACUCGAGAAAUUUAAGAAGGCUCUGUUUCCAUACAAAUUAUUUGUGAUCUUCUUAAGUCAGUCGGAUUUCAUUAAUUACCUAACAAUAUAAUCUAUAAAAUAAUGAAAAAGCACGCGUGUUAAUAUCUAGUAUUAUGAGCCUAAAAGCAGUUCAAUAACUUGCAUGUUACGAGCAAGUGUGUUGAAAGAUAAGUUAUAGUUAAGUAGUUAAUAUUGUAUAUUGUAAAUAAAAGGGUUUAUUUUUAUACAAUAAGUGGUUGGGUACUUUGUAAAUAAAGAGUAUAUUUCUUACAAGUA